Molecule: messenger RNA, 1335 nt
Organism: Trichoderma gamsii
Lineage: Eukaryota; Fungi; Ascomycota; Sordariomycetes; Hypocreales; Hypocreaceae
Exons: 3
Coding region: 1-1335 (444 amino acids)
Source: RefSeq, a predicted model, not a curated record
AUGGGUUACGGGACCAUUCCAGACGAUGUUAUAAACAGUGACGAAUUGAUGCCGUCUUCUCCCUCGUCCGGGUUAUUCUACCUCAACCAGGGCGUUGAUGACGAUAGAUUCAACUUCAGCAGCCCAUUCGAUGCCAGCAGCAGCCCGCGGACGACCGACCCCGAAGUAUCGGCCGAAUUGGACUGCUACGACGACCUUGAAACCACGGCGAUUGUCGAUGUCUCGUACCGAAAGAACAGAGUGACGUGGAGGGCCGCCAAUGGCGAGACGAGGCAGAUGUUUGACCUGUCGCUCGACUUGUACGCCAACACGGCGACCAACACGUCCAUCUUCAAGCUCUACAGCUACAUCAUUCGCAAGGGCCACAAGGGCCGCAGCAACAAGCAGGCCGUCUACCUGUUUAUUCACCCCGAGAACGUCCGCUUCAUCACCUGCGAGACGUCGCGCACCAGUCGGCGGCCAAAGUCCAAAACCCACAAGCCGCAGACCUACUACGAGCUGCGCUUCUCGCUGACGGAAUGUCCCAACAUUGUUGUACCCAAGGAUCGCGCCUUUGAGUCCAGGGAUAAGACGAGGGCCCAGCUGGACUUGCUUCAAGAACUGGCCAGCACAAACGAUUUUGUCGUCCACCUCAACAGCUCAGGUAUCAACGCAUCGAAGCUGGACGACUUGCGAUUGCUUGGAUGCAUGUUCUCGCCUACGUUUACCGAGCACCGCCCUACCACGGACUUUAGGCGAGCGAAUCUGGCCACGCUUUAUGCUGGCAGCGGAGGCGAGAUUGUCGGGAUGAAUAGAGGAGUUGUGCAGUCCAUUGAGGUAGAUCCGCCUCCAUACGUUGGCCCCGCGCCGGAUUCUUGCAUGGUUUCCAGUGAGCAGUUUUCCAGUCUCUCUUCCAAAUUCAGGUGUGAAUACCUUCGCUCCGAUUCCGACGGGGAACACGAUGACGAUGAUGACGAAGAGGAAGAGGAGGAGCAGGAAGAGAAAGACAAGAGCGCUUUCGCCAACCACGUGCUAUUACUUUUAGACAAUCUUCAGACCCAUUUCAACGUUGUCGAGCGAUAUUUCGAUGGCAUGGAGCGCCGCCUUCAUGGAUUGGAGAACUGCGUCCAGCAACGACGGCACGAAAUCACCUUUGCAUUGGCAAUGGCCAACAGACACUAUAACAACAUCAACAACGUGAACAGCAACAGCAACAGCAACAGCAACAGCAACAGCAACAGCAACAGCAACAGCAGCAACAGCACUGCGCAGAGCCCGUAUCCGUCGUACCAGACUACGGUGGCGCAGAACACCCCAGCGACGCAGCGAGAUGAAAUGGUACCACAGGGCGUUUAG